UCUCUAUCUUCCUUCGUCUCUGCUGGUGUGCCGCCCGCGUCGAUUCACGCACCAACAACUGCCGCACCCUGCCCGGCACCACCACCUGAACCUGAGACAUACACAGACAGGCAUGCAUACAUCGACCAUGUCCAGUUACCAUACCCACACCGAUCUGAAUCACCUGUGCCAUGGCUAUCGUCUCCAUCGUCAUCUUCAUCCUCUUCAGGGUCCUCGUCGUCGAAAAUGAUGGCAGCGAUGGGUCCCAGCACCCGGCGCGCCCUGGCGGUGGUCAGGGGGAAGCGCCGCUUGAAGGGCGCAUCCCCGCCCACACCAGCGACGGCCCUCUCAGAAGUGCACACCUCGAUACAAACUGCAGUCAAACAAGGCCAAUCAGGAUCAACCGUCUCAUUGCUGUGUCCGUCGGUCCGUCCGCCUAUGUGUGCGCACCAUAUUCAUCGUCAUAGACUGACAGGCUGAUCCACGCCAUGAAGUCGUCGGUGUAGGACGUGAGCACCAGCACCCGCUCCUGGUAGCCCUCCGGCUCCACACCUUCAUAAUCAUCGUCACCCUCUUCGUCGCCCUCGCUAUCCUCUUCGCUAUCCUCUUGGCUCCCACUGUCGUCCGACUCUUGGUCGGACUCCUCGCCCAUCGCGUCUGGGUGGCGCAUGGGACGGUCGACGAUCGGCGCGGGCUGGGGUCGCCCUUCAUCUUGGUCAAUAUCGAGGCCAAGGACGACCUCCGGGGGUAGCUCUGCCUCGAGGCUCUCACGGAAGGUAUCCACCUCUUCAUCGAUGGCGUCUGCCCGCCCGUGUGUGUAUGGAUGGGGGCGGCUGGGGAAGGGUGGAGGGGGAGCCGGAUGGUCUGAGUCGAGGCCAAGGACAACUUCUGGUGGAAGGGCCGCCUCGAGGCUCUCGCGGAAGGCGUCAGCAUUAUCAUCCUCGACGGGCGUACUGACUACGUCUUGGUGGAGGGGCGUGGCGGGCCUCGGCAGGAUCGCUCGGCCCAUCCGCUGCAUGCCUUGGCCCUCCUCCAAGCCGGGAGCGAGUGCGAUUCGAUCGCGCAGCAACGCUGUACGACACAUGUAGGAACAAUACACACACACAAGUAGUGUGUGGACCCAUUCAGAAGUGUCGCUCGCUUGCUGCCGCUUACCGAUGUCAUUCGACAGAAUGUCCUCGGCCGCCCUGCUGUCGGCGAUCUGUGCGGUGAUGCUCUGAAUCCGAUGGUCAAUGUAGUCCCUCUGCGCCCGCAGGUCGCUGAGCUCCGUCAGCAUCGCCGGCAGCAGCUGCUCGAUGCGACCCAGACGAGUGCGCUUGUCCUCCAACUCGUGCUGCAUCCUCGCGAUGAGCGUGUGGCUGGUACUCAUCUCGAUGUUGCAGUGGCGCACUGGUGCGUCCAGCCCUCCUUCUGAGUCGUCAUCGGAGCUGUGAUCGGCUGCAGGUGGGUUGGGAUCGUCGCCCAUGUGGCUGCUGUCGGCCAGCUGCAAGCUCCUCUCCCCGCCACCGGCACACGCCCUCGACUGGUCCUGGAAAUCCUGAACACACACACACACACAACACAGGUAGGUGAUGAGAUGGGUGUGGCGUAGUCGCUGUGUGGCCACUCCUGCCGCGACUCGCUCACCCACCCAGCCGCGCACCAGUAUGAGCAUUUUGUUGAUGAUGAGUUUGAUGAGGCCGAGGAGGACCUUCCUGGCCUCCACGUUGGGGCUGUCGAAGGGCACCUCGUUCUUGCCCACCCAGCCCUCCCCUUUGUUCUUGAGAGCGUCCACCGCCCAUGCCUCGACCUCCUUGCGGCUGCUCUCCUCGUCCGCUGCAGCAGUCGUGUUGCCCGUCGCCCGCAUGAACAUGUCCAGGCUGUCUCCACUCAGGCAGUGGAUGGCACCGCGGAGGUGGGCAUCGACGAUGCGGUUCCAGUUCUGCUCGGCCCGCUCUCGCGCCUCCCUGAUGCGCACCCCCAUGAAAGACGUAGCGGCCUGGAUGGCCACGUCCAUCUCGCAGUGUUGGUCGGUGAUAUGGUCCGCUGCCUCCUGACAGAUGAUCUUGAUGAGCUCGCUGUCCUCCUGCUCGACCAUGAUGCGGUCCAUCAGCUGCCGGAGGUCCUCAGUGUACUGCCGCCCUUCCUCACUGGCCGCCUGCUCCUUCUGACUCGUCUUGGUCUCCUUGCCCUCACCAUCGCGACCCCUGCCGCCUGCAGACGACGACGCGCCACUGUCGCUGCCGCUUUUGCUGCUAUCGUUGAGUUUGUUGUGGUAGUUGGCAAUGAACCUUUUGACGUGGCCGUGGAGCUGAAUCUGCUGGUUCUGCAUCCGCUCGGUGCGCAGACGGUCGUUGAGUGCCUGAGGGUGGAAGCGGCGCAUGGAGGCCUCCACUCUAAUGCACUGCCGGAUCCGCCGUGCAUCUUCAGCGUCGUCCUCAGAUUCGCUGACGGCAUUACCCUCCAGGGGACGGAACUGGAAGCCGCGGCUGUCAUCGUCGGCACUGUCGCUCUCCGCCGCUUCAUGCGCCUCGUCGUUGUUGUCGUCAUGAGGCAAAAGAGGGUGAUCCACUUGGCGACAGGAGGGACCAUUGUCCGGCAGUGCACCAUCAGUACCAGUGCCGACACUCGACCCACUGCCCCCAGAGCUGCCUGUUGCAACUUGAUGGGCGUCGAGAUCGGGUGGUAGGGGCGGGUGGAUGGCGGGAGAGACGGUAGGGGACACACGAGAGGACCUCGGCCUGUCGUCAGACGGCUCGCCACGACCCUCACGCUGACCCACGCCCCUCUCAGGAUGGCCGCCCGAGGGUGAGCGAGGAGGGUGGAGCUGCGAUGGACGCCCUGUGGCAGGGAUGGCGAUGUCCUCGGUGGACGUCCCCUGCGCCGGCUUGCUCUUGCCCUCACCACCCAUGGGGGCCUUGCCGUUGCCUCGGGUGGACGUGCACCGCGCGAUGAUGCCCACUGCAGCAGCCCUGUCGCUUCGCUGCCCUCGAUGCCAUCGCGACAUGUAGUCGUCUGGGUCGCUGUCAAGCUCCUCACCUCCAGAUGCCUCCAGCCCGCGGUUGGGCUGCUGCUGGUCGCUGCGAGUCGCUGGUCGCACCAUGUCGUUGGCCCUGGCCAAGAUGCCUAGCAGAUUCGACGCGAGCACCUUGUUCUUGAGUGCGGACGAUGCCGCAGGGCUGAUUUCGUCGGCCUGGUUGCCCAUUGCAGCAGCCCUGUCGCUUCGCUGCCCUCGAUGCCAUCUCGACGUGUAGUCGUCUGGGUCGCUGUCGAGCUCCUCACCUCCAGAUGCCUCCAGCCGGUUGGGCUGCUGCUGGUCGCUGGUGCCCUGUGGCUGCGGGGCGGGGAAGGUGUGUGGUGGGGCCCCCACGUCUUGGCGUGGGAGGUGCGGCAGCUCUCCGCUGUCCCUCUCCGCUUCCCUCGAUCGACCGACGUCCUUAUGGCCCUGAUGGUGGUCGACCGACCGCUGCCGCACAUCCGUGUCGAGGUGACGGGCCUCAUGCAUGUGGGGUAUGUCGUCACUGUCGGUGCUCUCUGAAUCGAUACUAGACACGUCGUCCAGCAACGCCAGCCAUCGCUGACCAACCUCCGGGCUAUCAGACUCACGUCGGCCCUCGAUCGCCCUGCCUGGACAACAAACACAGCACACGACACAUCACAACACACUCGCAGUGAGCACAGCUGGCGAUGGAUGCUUCGUACACGUGUAUGUCUGUCGAUCACCUUGCGAAGGAUCGUGAGAUGAAGGCGCGCCGACGGGAGGGCGUCCCACGCCGCCCGGGCUCUCAUCCACGGGCUGUGUCGGCUCCGUCGGGCCGCCACCGUUCACGCCAGCCGCACCAGCAGCCGCAGCAGCAGCACACUGACUGCCGGACGCUGCCCGCAUUUGGUGAGUCAAUUGCGCUUCCAGCCGACCCUUCACCUCGUUGAGGUAGUCGGAGUGCAGCUCGCCGCUGGCCACUUCGAGGGGCUUGGAGGCCUCCUCUUCGCCUGCAUCAUCGUCAGACGACUUGUCGUCGUCCACCAGGCACUCCCAGGCCAUGACAGUGCAGCCCUCCACUGGCUGGCGGGGAGGCCGGGUGAAGGUGCGAUUGAUCCAGCCACCCCGAACAUGCCUGAAAGUAGAAAACACAAGGGGACUGACUGAAAAAGUCAGUCAAAGUGGCUGGGCUGAGGUGGGUCGAACGGUCGCUUACAAGAUGUAGUCUUCAUACUCGCAUUUGGUCAUCAUGUCUUCGCGAGGGCACAUGAUGGUCGUCUUGAUAAAGGUCGAGAAGGACAACUCCACCACCGACCUCUGACCCGUCAUCCCCACCCAACUCCUGCUCUCGUCAUCAUAGCUCAAUCCGUGACGGAGCGGCGGGUCUUCUGGGUCGACAUGUGGCUGGAAGCGGUGGGCUGGGGGGAGGGACAGCUUGAUGGCGAAGGCCGGCUCGUCCUUCAGCAUGCGCAGCUCGCCACCCGGCCGCUCAAACAGCUCCAGUCGCCCCAGCUCGCCACCCAAGUCUACGUGCCGACCAACCAUCAGCCACUGAGCUACCACACGUGGCCUGGACAAAUAUGCCUGACACCACACACACACACACACACACACACACAGACGAGAGAUGCACGGCCCCAUCCUCCCAGCUCCCCCAUCGCCCAUGCGCACCUGUUUGCUCCGGUGCUUCUGCAGGUCUUGCUGUGUGAUCAUCACUGGCAGCUCACAGAAGCCGCUCUGGUGACCGAAUCUCAGUGCGUCCCCCACCUCAUCCCAUCUCUGGUGCUCCACCAGCCAAAGGGACUGCAACAGCAACCGGUCCCCAAGCUGCUGGUCGUCGAAUGACAGAAUGGCAUCCAAUCGAGUGCCGUCUGCAAGUUUUGCAUGACUAAGGGAGUGGGCAAGGCGGCUGCGCAGCACGGCUGCCGGGAAAUCGAUGGCUGAGGCGAAAAGGGCUGCUGAUCUGAGAGUGCCGAGGUCUUUCAGGGUAUGGAAGCGGUGUCGGCUGUCCCUAUGGAUGAAAUCUAUCUCAUGGCCGUCCUUGUGUGGCGGGUCCGUGCUCUUGCUGCUGAUGGUCCCUCCCAUGUUUCCAGAUGGCUCAGUCAGGGGACCAUCCGUGACCCCUACUAUGUACAGGAGCCUUGGCCGCCUCUUUCGCU
Messenger RNA from Vitrella brassicaformis, 5097 nucleotides. The record is from the annotation of a GenBank genome assembly. Lineage: Eukaryota; Vitrellaceae.